AUAAAAUGUCGCUAAAUCACAAAUUCCAUCACAAUUCUAUCCUUGAAAAGGGAAAAAUAGACACCAAUUAUGUAGCUGAGCACUUUAAGAGGAAGAAACUUAGUAAGGACCUUGGCUUCAUUGAGGUAGUGCACAAAGUGAGCUCACCCACCAUGAACCUUAAAUUAACACUCAAAACAUCACAUGAAAGAUAUAAACAUAAGCCUUUGAAGUUAUAAACAGUACCUCUAGUUUGAACAAGAGAAAGCCUAAAUAAUCAAAUCAUUCUAUACCCGAAGAAGUCAACUAACCAAAAAUCCCACGAGAAGGCAGGUGAGAACAACUACACCAAAACAACCAAGAAGUUGUUCCAGCGAAGGUCGAAUAGGAGUUCCUUCAAGGAGUCUUCUCUGCUAAGGAUAUACUCUAUUAACCAGCUUGCUAAUUCUUCUCUGAGUUCGAAGAAAAGUCAGAGUUCAAAGUUGUUUCACCCAAGGAAGGGUUCAACUAAGGUCCUAGCGUCGUCUUCACUAGUAGGGAGGUUUCCUUCUCCAAUUAAAACUCAGUUUAAUAGUUAUGUCAAGGAGAACCCUCUAGAUGUAUUUAAAAAUCUCCAGGAUCCUCAAGUUGGAAAUUCUAGUCAAAUAGUCCAAGUUGGCCAGCAUACUAAUCACAGAAAUCGAAUUCCUCUAAUCAGUUUAAAAUAAGACUCCAAAAAAUCGUCAAAAUCUAAGAUCUAUCCUAGUCAAACCACCCGCUCCAAAUGCUCAAAACGCCUCAAAAUCUAUAAUUAAUACCUUCACAAACUCUAUUCCUCUCAAGACCCCAAAAAUACAACCCAAAGCAGCUCUAAAGACUCUGAAAACUGCAAAAUCACACACUAGGAACCCUAAACCCCAUCUUUCCAAGACUGUGUUCAACAAUGUCCUCUUAAAAUCGAUAAUUACACCAGCUGAUACAAAAUUUGACCAAACUCAAACAGACACUAAUCUCAUAAAUUUCUCCCCUGAUCAGCUAGAGGACCACCAAGGCAUUCAGGGCACCAAGCUGGGCUAAGCAUCCCGCUUGCUACUACCUGUGUAGUACAAGUAGGCUCUGUGACGUCAUGAAGGGAUGCAACUGGUGGUUAAUCGCCAGAUAUGUUCCAUGAAGGCAUCAUGGUAUCUUACUUAGAAACCCUCAACAUAAUUUGGUUU
Messenger RNA from Moneuplotes crassus, 1175 nucleotides. The record is from the annotation of a GenBank genome assembly. NCBI's taxonomy places the organism in Eukaryota, Ciliophora, Spirotrichea, Euplotida, Euplotidae.